This is a messenger RNA of Aspergillus pseudoviridinutans, 2031 nucleotides long. RefSeq names its product fungal specific transcription factor domain-containing protein. Gene Ontology annotation, cellular component: nucleus. NCBI's taxonomy places the organism in Eukaryota, Fungi, Ascomycota, Eurotiomycetes, Eurotiales, Aspergillaceae. The coding region runs from base 1 to 2031 and encodes 676 amino acids. Gene Ontology annotation, biological process: DNA-templated transcription. The record is from RefSeq and is a predicted model, not a curated record. The transcript has 4 exons. Gene Ontology annotation, molecular function: zinc ion binding; DNA binding.
AUGACUCGUUGCAGAGAUCCCCCGGCAGCGACCGGGUCUUGGUACGGCUGGCUGGUCUGCGAAGCGAAGAAUAAGCAGACUAAUUCGAAGCAGGAGAACCGGUUGCAACAGCUUGAAGAGAAGAUGGAAUCAAUAUUGGAAGGGUCAAUACCCAGUCGCGAUAUUGAAACCCCCAAGGCGUAUUCUCGCGGGCUCCACAGUCGCGGGAAUACAUCGGAAUCAAGCAGGUCGCAGGAAAUGUCCAUGACGCCGGGGAAUCCUAGUGAUGAGACAGCUCUUGAGAAUGCAGAUACGUUGCCCUUUGCGAUGCCGCCGAAAGAGAUCGUCGCGGAGGGUAUUGCCCUUUAUUUCCAAUACUGCCACAAGCAACCUCUAUGGCUGUUCCUCCCGGAUAGUCUUUCCGUUCCAGAUCGAUGUCGCAGCGAGGUGCUGUUUGGCAUACUCAGUCUUGCGCUGCGCUACUCGAACAAUCCGUUUCUAGAUGGACGAACAAACCAGAUGUGUCGACAAUAUGCCGAAGCCGCUCGCAGCUAUGUCAUGUUUCGAAUCGUCCAGGGAACCGUGGACCUUUCAACGUUACAAUGUCUCUGUUUGAUUGCACUGGCUGAAUACAUUGCUAAUGACACCCAUCUCGCCUGGCUCCAUAUUGGGCUUGCCACAAACCUCGCUAAAUGUGCAGGUCUUGACAUUGAGCAGCACGAAGGCGAAUAUACGCCAGCAUUAGAGGAACGACGAAGAGUGUUCUGGAGCAUCCAUCUUCUCAACCAGCAAUACGCUCCCCACAGCAUGCAGUUGAAUAUGCUGCGGGACAUUCAUAACCCGAAAUACAUGGCUGUCAACAUUGAUUCUCCACGGGAAAUGGGGAUGAAACCACCUCAGACCCCGCAAGAAAACGAUGCCUUAGGGGGCAUCUGGGUUUACAUGGUACAGCUAUCCACUCUUUGGAGCGAAGUGCAGCAUUAUGUUUCGCACUGCGCCAGUGGAGAUCCCACGCCACCCUGGUCGGUGGACUCUGGAUAUUGUAUCAUCGGGGCUCAUCUGAUGGACAUUGAAACGAAGUUUCCCACCACCCAUCGAUACGAUUCCGUACGGUUUCAGGAGCGGUCGCCAGAAGAAUUAAAUCGUGCCCGUGAGUACUGGAGUCCCUGGCUGUACCUCCAGUUCACCUACCAUGCAGUGCACAGCGUUCUGAAUCACCCUUUCCUUUACUCGUGGCGACCUCAGCAGUCCGCCCAACUUGCAGUACCAAACACGUUCUGGAAGACAUCAUCAGAGCUGGCACUUAUCCACACGACGUGGACGGCUCGCCUCAUUGACAUGAUUGGCGAGAAGGAUUACCAACUGUCUGACCCGUUUCUUGGCCAUGUCGUGGCCAUCGCGGCAACAAUUCUCAUUUACUACUGCCGUGCCGCAGAUCCGACCGUGAGGGACUCCGCUCAACGGAAGCUGGAGACUUGCACGAGAUUCCUGAGUGACUUGGCCACCAAAUGGCCCCGAGUCCAAGCAAUUGGGCUCAUUCACUCAGCAUUCGCCGUCAGUCCGCAUUCGGGGGAUCACCGUUCACCACGCCGGACGUUAUCAAUAGAUACGUCAUUGAUGUGGGACAUUCUGUGCUAUAAUUCUACCAAGACUCCAUUCGCUUCGCCGGGAGACGGUCUCUUUGAUCCGUCAUUUUUACAGCCCCCUGGGCAGAAGCAUCCAGAUCGGACGACAGUCGAGACUGAGAUCUUCCAUCAUUCCGCCAGGACGGUAGACACGUCUGACGGAGGUCAAGCGCUGCCGCCGUGCUCAAGUACAGUGCGCCAUCGGGCCGCUUCCGAAAACUCGCAGUCAGAGCCUUGGAGCAGUACGAACUCGAUUGCAGCUGGCAAUGGCCCAAGCCAAGGACCACUACCACGGGAACCGUUGGGCUUGUCAGGUUUGGGGUUUCCAGGUGAUGUGUCGUUCAUGGACGUUACGCGUGAUCCAUUUUUCCAAUUUCAGGACCACGAAAAUCCUUACCAAGGGAUUUGGGAAAUUGGAAACCUUUGA